UUGCAGGAAUUGGAAUGAAACGGAUCCUUGUUCGUUCGGAAUGAAAUAUGAUAUAAUGGGAUUUAGGGGACAGGUAAAGCCAGCGGAGCGGUGAGGUGAAUUCAUUCACCUGACGUUCAACGCAUGCCACCGGUUCCUUGUCUUUGAGUUUUCCAAUUCAAACGCAACGAAACGCAACUACCAUUCCAUUCCAUUCCAUUCGUCUUCUUCAAUUUAACUAACUGAUGGCGGAAGAGGUUGAUCGGCCAGUGGUGGAGGCCGCCGCAACUUCAACUGCCCCUGACCUGCUGAAGAACACGCCUUCCAACAUUGCCAGAUUAGAAGACGUCAUCGAACAUUCUAAAGCCAGGCACAAGUAUCUUGCUCACACCUCUAGCCCCUCCGAUGGCGGAGAUGUUCGUUGGUUCUUCUGUAAGAUCCCUUUGGCCCUCACUGAGUUGGCAGCUUCCGUCCCGACCACUGAGAUAGUGGGGAAGAGUGACUAUUUUCGUUUUGGCAUGAGAGAUUCUCUCGCUAUUGAAGCAUCUUUCUUGCAGAGAGAGGAAGAUUUACUUUCCAGUUGGUGGAGGGAAUAUGCUGAAUGCAGUGAAGGCCCAAAAGUACGACAGUAUUCCCAUACUCUAUCAUCUCAACUCUAUGAAAUUGAAGAAGAGAGGGUUGGUGUCCCCGUCAAGGGAGGACUUUACGAGGUAGAUUUGACGAGGAGACAUUGUUUCCCUGUUUAUUGGAAUGGAGAAAAUCGACGUGUUCUGAGAGGCCAUUGGUUUGCUCGUAAAGGAGGCCUCGAUUGGCUGCCACUUCGUGAAGAUGUUGCUGAACAACUAGAGAUUGCAUAUCGUAGUCAGGUUUGGCACCGGAGAACAUUUCAACCUUCAGGACUUUUUGCUGCUCGGGUUGAUUUGCAAGGCUCCACCCCGGGCCUCUACGCCCUUUUCACAGGAGAAGAUGACACCUGGGAAGCCUGGCUAAAUGUUGAUGCUUCUGGCUUCCCUAGUUUUGUUAGUCUUUCUGGUAACGGAAUCAAGCUAAGGCGUGGUUACUCCCCAUCAAAUUCACCAAAACCAACCCAGGAUGAAUUAAGGCAGCAGAAGGAGGAGGAGAUGGAUGAUUACUGUUCACAGGUCCCUGUUCAACACUUGGUAUUUAUGGUUCAUGGGAUUGGUCAAAGAUUGGAAAAAUCUAAUUUGGUUGAUGAUGUGGGCAAUUUCCGGCAUAUUACAGCAAGUCUUGCAGAGCAACAUCUUACUCCAUACCAACGUGGCACUCAAAGGGUCCUCUUUAUCCCAUGCCAGUGGAGGAAAGGUUUGAAGCUGAGCGGUGAAACAGCGGUUGAGAAAAUAACUUUGGAUGGAGUGCGGGGAUUGCGUACUACGCUGAGUGCAACUGUCCAUGAUGUGUUAUACUACAUGAGCCCAAUUUAUUGUCAAGACAUAAUUGACUCGGUAUCCAACCAACUUAAUCGACUAUAUUCAAGGUUUCUUAAAAGGAAUCCUGGAUAUGAUGGGAAGGUUUCAUUAUAUGGCCAUUCUCUCGGAAGUGUCCUCUCAUAUGAUAUCCUCUGCCAUCAGGAUCAUCUGUUGUCCCCAUUUCCAACGGAGUGGAUGUAUAAGGAACAUGGUGAAAAUAUCGAAUCAGUCCCCAAUAAAAGAAAUAAUUGUAUUCAGCACUCAUCAAUCAAUCAGGAUGACACAUUUGCCAUGGUGAUCCCCUCUGAUGAAAAGAAGAGUACACAGCAGACUUCCUCAGAAAUGGUGGCAGAAUAUUCUGAGGAGUCCUCAGUUUCGGGUCCUGCGUUAUCAAGUGUACACAAAUUUACUGCAGAACCUAACUCGGUGAGACCAAGUAAUGAGGGGGAUGUUUCUGAGUCCCUUCCUGAUACUAGUGAUGUGCUUUUUAAGAAAGUUGAUGCAUUGGAUAUGCCUGAGAGAAUGAAUGUUGAGCUACCAGGUGGCAGCGAAGAAUUUAAAGAUAUAAGCAACAAAGAUGAAGUAAUCAACAAGCUCAAGGAAGAGAUUGAUUCAUUGAAAGCCAAUCUAGCUGCACUGGAAUCACGUUGUGAUGGUGGUCACGACAAAGAAGAGUUACAUUCAGCAGUACAUCAGUUAUCUAAAAGGUUACCUCCUGUACAAGAUGCAACCAUGACUUAUACUCCAUAUAUCAAGUACACAAAGCUCCAAUUCAAGGUUGAUACAUACUUUGCUGUUGGAUCCCCUCUUGGUGUGUUUCUUGCACUUCGUAAUGUCCGACUCGGCACUGGCAGAGGCCAAGAAUAUUGGGAGCAGGAAAAUAUAAGUGAAGAGAUGCCAGCUUGUCGGCAGAUGUUCAACAUUUUUCACCCCUUUGAUCCAGUAGCAUACAGGAUAGAGCCCCUGGUCUGCAAAGAAUACAUCAGCAAACGUCCUGUUUUGAUUCCAUAUCAUAGAGGAGGAAAAAGGUUGCAUAUUGGAUUUCAGGAAUUUACUGAAGAUCUAGCCGUUCGUACUCAUGCAGUAAAGAAUUAUAUGAAAUCUGCCAGGGAUAAGGUACUCACCGUUUGUCAAUCAAGAAAUAUGGAGAACAUAGAAGGAGAGAGUUCUGAAGAGGAGGAAGAGACAUCAUAUGGAUCUUGUAUGCUUGAGAGGUUGACAGGAAGCAAAACCGGACGAAUUGAUCACAUGCUUCAGGAUAAGACUUUUGAGCAUUCAUACCUACAAGCCGUCGGAGCACAUACAAACUAUUGGCGGGAUCAUGAUACUGCUCUUUUCAUAUUGAGACACUUGUAUAGAGAUAUACCGGAAGAGCCCAAUUUAUCAGCUGUGCAUAGCGGGGGCAGCCCGAAAUAUCAGAGUAGUUCUGCUGGUUGGUAUGAUCAAAGAGACAGUGUAGAGGAAGAUCUUCCUCUAACUUUCUCUGACAAGGCUAUGGUCAGAAACUUCUCAAGCAAAACUAGGAAGAUUCUGCAUAAGAAAACUGCCUCUAAUUUCUAAAUGCAUGGUUAUUGAUGUACUAGCCACCUAUGGUUGCUCUGCUCUCCAGUUACAUUACACAUACUGAGAUGAGAUCUCCAUGCAUCCGUGCUUGCUUUUAUUACCUGACACGGCAUAACUGAUCAUGUAAUCUAUGUACACUAGAAUGAUUAUACAUCUUAGGUUUGCUUAAUAUGGCAGAGUGGUGAAAUGUUAAGUUACUCCAUUUUCUAUGUACAUAGGUAAGGAAAAUCAUCCCUGUACAUUGUGGUGGAUAGUUUUUCAAUUUGUAACAAGUGUAUAAUCCUAGUGAUAAAAGAAGUAAAUUAAGCUGCA
Molecule: messenger RNA, 3281 nt
Organism: Lotus japonicus
Lineage: Eukaryota; Viridiplantae; Streptophyta; Magnoliopsida; Fabales; Fabaceae
Product: phospholipase SGR2
Exons: 21
Coding region: 225-2966 (913 amino acids)
Cellular component (GO): cytoplasm
Molecular function (GO): metal ion binding; glycerophospholipase activity
Source: RefSeq, a predicted model, not a curated record